AUGACAGACACAAACCUGAACCAAAACCUUCGUGCCACCUCUUAUCGACUUCAGACAACAGCUUAUGCCAACAGAUGGGGAGCAUCACGCUCACCAACAAAGAUCGAACCUGAUAAUGGUCGCUAUGACGUUUCGACCCCGCACCAUCUGGAAACGCUGUCGAGAUCUAGAGGUCAUUUUAACACCAAGUCAACAACCGACUUUUUGUUUAACCAUAUAGCUAAGCAGAGGUCAACAUCACUUCAGCAGCUGUCAGUCAUUGACAGUGAUCUCAUAUUUGACCACCUGCCGAGCUUCGAGGAUAAGCGUCAGAGCAGUUCUCAUAAACAGUCCUACAGCAGUCAACUGUCAUUUCCUCUAUCUUCAGAAUCUGUAAUGGCUAACCCACAAAACAAAUUAAGACCGAUCACUGCUAGACUCAGUACUACCCAAGCACCAGUUUCAACGGUCAGCAGGCAUAGGCGACGAAGAUUCAGCUUAGAAGAAGAUCCAACAAAAGUGGCAAUGAAGAUUUCUCUACCUUGUACGGGAGGUUGCUGUUACUGCGUCUUCUCGGCUCUUCUAGGCCCAGUGAAAGUUUAUAUUACAAGGGCCGACAAGCCUAAGAAGGAACCACUUUUGCUAAGGAUCAAAGACGGAAACGGAAAGCCAGUUAUUCCUGUAUCAAGGAAAAGUGACGUCAGAGGGUUAGUAUACGACCCUGUUAGUUUCUCAUUACAUCCGCCGGUCAAAGGUCGCCGGCCCAUGGUACAAAAACAAACGGAAACAAAGAAAGGAAUACAUCAGCGACCGAGUCGCCCAUUGGCUGGCCAGUAG
This is a messenger RNA of Candidula unifasciata, 816 nucleotides long. Lineage: Eukaryota; Metazoa; Mollusca; Gastropoda; Stylommatophora; Geomitridae. The record is from the annotation of a GenBank genome assembly.